Danaus plexippus (monarch butterfly) is the source of this 1465-nucleotide messenger RNA. RefSeq lists its product as uncharacterized. The record is from RefSeq and is a predicted model, not a curated record. The transcript is spliced from 5 exons. Bases 129 to 1358 code for a protein of 409 amino acids. NCBI's taxonomy places the organism in Eukaryota, Metazoa, Arthropoda, Insecta, Lepidoptera, Nymphalidae.
GACGUCAGUCCUCGCGUGAGAUGAUCAGGAUUAGAAACAGGUCAUUUGGUAUAUAACAGUCCAAAUAUUCUGUCAGAAUCACAGUUUUGUGGAAGCUUCUUUCGCUUGUACAACAACGUGCCCAAAAAAUGAAAUUGUUUGUAUUCGCUGUUCUGGUUGCCGCGGCGUCUGCUGCCCGACUCGAACAUCUCGAGCGCGCCUACCUUCCUCCUGACAACAACGCUCAAAAUGGAAACGGUUUUGGGUCGGGAAACAAUAGGUUCGGUGUUAGUGGACACAGUUCCAAUGGCUUUAAAUCGAAUGGUGGAGAUGACGUGUUUGGAUCCAACAAUCAAGACUCAUUUGGAGUUAACGCAAACGGUCACAGUGCAUCUCUUGCAUCAAAUCGAUUCGGUGCUUCACAGGGAUCUAAUUCAAAUGGAUUAAGCAGGAAUGCAGCUUUUGAGGGUGCUACUUCCAACCAAUAUCUACCUCCUGUUGAAGGACCAUCUGGAUCUGAAGCUCAACCCAACAACUUCGAGAAUCUCGGAUCAUCCAUUUCACCUGCCUGCAUAUCUUGUGGAGCCUACAAACAGUACAACCAGGGUGUUCAAAGUCAAUUGCCCAGUUCUAACUACGGCGUACCUCAAUUGGGAUCUCGCAGCGGUUCUCCAUCUGUAGAAUCCAGCGGUAUUGAAUCUCAACCUGGAUCGCAAGGAUUCGGUUCUCAAGUUCAAUUUGGAGCUGCCAAUCGUCAAUAUUUAGCCCCUAAGUACUCUUCUCAGAACCCACCUCAACAACCGUUCGAUGAGAAAACUGGUUACAUUCUGAAAAUGAAAUUGUUUGUAUUCGCAGUUCUGGUUGCCGCGGCAUCUGCUGGUCGCCUCGAACAUCUCGAGCGCUCUUAUCUUCCUCCGGACAGCCAUGCUCAUAGCAGAAAUGGAUUUGACUCAGGGAAUGGUCGUUUUGGUGUAAACGGACAAAGCCCCAAUAUAUUUGGAUCUGAUGGACAAGAUUCAGUUGUUAUCGAUUCAAACGGCGGUGCAUCCUUUCGGUCAAACGGAUUUGGUGCUAGCCUGGGGUCAGGCUCAAAUGGAUUAAACAGAAAUGUAGCAUUUGGAAGUGCUACCUCUAACCAAUAUUUACCUCCUAACCAUGGCCCAUCCGCAUCCUCAAACAACGGUGGGCAUCAGUUUGGUUCCCACGGUGGGUCCCCAUCUCUGGGUUCCAACGGUUUUGGAUCUCUAUCCGGAUCGCGAUCAUUCGGUUCUCAGCCUCAAUUUGGUGCUGCCAGCCGUCAAUACUUAGCUCCUAAGCACUCAUCAUCUCAACAGACUCCUCAACAGCCUUUUGAUGUGAACUCUGGAUAUAUUUACUGAAAACACAAUUUUUAUGGAAUCAAACAAAUCUCAUGUGUUUUGAAAAAUUAUAAUAUAAACCUUUGUAUGAAUUCAAUGAAAUAUAAAAAAUAAAUUUGUGCUAAAUA